AUGGGUGGUGUUUCUGUUAAGGACGUCGAGGCGCGGAAGUUCAUUACUUCUUACGCCGCCUUCUUGAAGAGGCAGGGAAAGCUCCCCAUCCCAGGUUGGGUUGAUACCGUCAAGACAUCGCACUCCAACGAACUGCCUCCCCAGGACAUCGACUGGUUCUACGUCCGCGCUGCCGCCGUUGCCCGCCACGUCUACAUGCGCAAGACCGUCGGUGUUGGCCGUCUCCGCAAGGUCCACGGUUCCACCAAGAACCGCGGUUCCCGUCCCUCCCACCACGUUGACGCCUCCGGCUCCGUCGACCGCAAGGUCCUCCAGGCGCUCGAGAAGAUCGGCGUCGUUGAGAUUGACGAGGACAAGGGUGGCCGCCGCAUCACACAGUCCGGCCAGCGUGAUUUGGACCGCAUUGCCCAGACCACUCUCGAGGCUGAGGAGGAGGAGGAUGACGAGUAAACGAGUCGGACGAGUCAAUGAUGAGUCGGAUGCGUCUACAAGUCCCUCCGGAUGAACAGAUCCCUCUGAAGUAACGUUCGGAAAGGAACGUCGCUUGCAUUUAAUGGAGCAUCUACGGUUUACGGCUUAUGGCGUUAUGCUAGGGCAGAAAUAGCCUAGGUUAUCUUCCAAUGGAGACAGGCACUGCCUGAAAAGCAACUUGAUACCCCAUUUCUUCAAAUCUGGCGCCACUUUAUUCGGAUAUGAUCACUUUGCCAGCAUUGACCUUUCCUCUCAACUACCGAUGUCCAG
Macroventuria anomochaeta is the source of this 741-nucleotide messenger RNA. Its product is annotated as 40S ribosomal protein-like protein S19. The coding region runs from base 1 to 450 and encodes 149 amino acids. Gene Ontology annotation, molecular function: RNA binding; structural constituent of ribosome. Lineage: Eukaryota; Fungi; Ascomycota; Dothideomycetes; Pleosporales; Didymellaceae. The record is from RefSeq and is a predicted model, not a curated record. Gene Ontology annotation, cellular component: ribosome; cytosolic small ribosomal subunit. The transcript has 5 exons. Gene Ontology annotation, biological process: translation; ribosomal small subunit assembly.